AUGAAGAUCAGCAUCAAAGCCAGCAACCUGCCCAUCGGGGUGCGCCUGACGACUUCAUUCGCAUACGUCGCCCGUCCGAGAGGCCUCGUUGGCAGAGCGCAAAGCCUCGUUGGCAGAAGCUCUUUGCGCUACAGGGUCCGCGCUACGAAUGCUCUUCGCCGCUGGAAGGCGGACAGAGAUGCUUUACGGACACGAUUCGCGAACGGCUUAGAGACCAUCGCUACUUCGAAUGAGGGCACGUCGGCAGCGAAGACUGGCCCGGUUACUAAGGGUGUGAUCGCGGCAAGCACGUCGUUGGCCAAGAGUGCAUUUCUGAAGGAUCCGGCUACGGCGGUGCGCGUGUCAGAGAGCAUACUCGCUGAGACGAAGCAAGUCCUUACGGAGAAGGGCUCAUCUACUGGAAUCGAGAACACGCUUCCAGCGGAAGACGUCGGUGCUAACGACGGCCCACACCAUAUCGAUGUCGCGAAUCCAAACUUCGAAACCAAGGUAUUGAACGUCUGUAGCAUUCAGAUUGACGACGUCCAUGAAUUCGUAAGUCCUUUCGACCACUUUGGUACAGAAUCACCAGUCACCAGGACUACAUCAUCCUCGGAAGAGCCUUCAACGGAGUACACCAGUGCCCUCGACCCACAGCCCGCCAGUAUCACUGAUUCGGACUUCGAGACCACGGUACUGAAUCCUCGCGGCAUCUGGAUUGACGACAAGCAAGAUUCUGUAAACCCUUUCGAUCACUUCGGUACGGAUCCACCGGGUACCAAGGUUUCAGCCUACUACAGAAGCAUAAAGAGAUUGGAGAACACGACGAUAUGGCUGGAAGGAGACGAAGGAUUCACGAAGACAGUCAUGGACGAAUACGAAACCAUGGAAACGUUCGAAUACUGCAAAGCGGAGUACGUCUUGUACGUGCUCGAGACCUUCAAGGGAGAGGCACGCAGAUGCGAAGGUCGUUUACCAGACACGCCUUCAUGGAUGACUGAGCGCAUGGUCGACCUCGACAUUCGUCCGGAGGGCAAUCUCUGGCGCGCACCCCCCGUCGUCGACACCAACAUGCUCCAUAAGCACUUCAACUUUAACGUCCAACCCGAUUGCUCGUACUGGCUUACCAUGCAAAGCUUCAGUCCUGACACCCGCAACACGACCACCGCCCACGUCCGCGACGGCCGCAUCCUCUACCCUUACCUGACCAUUGGCAUCGAAGCGGCCGAUAACUGCACCCGCCAGGCCAGGAACAAGGUCGCUGCCGCCGCAGCCCUUGAGCUGUACAACCGGCACAAACUCCGCGAAGCGUGCGCGACGACUUGCCCGACCGAGGCCCCGCUUCGCCACUACGGCAUCACGUUCGUGGGGUCCGGCUUUGAGGUCUGGUGCCUUGAAGCGGAUGAACCUGAGUCCGAAGACUACGUCGACGUCUGGACGGGCUGUCGUAUGUACAGGCUCUACCAAGCCUCGUGUAGGACUGCCGAGGGCAUGUGCGCGCUUGUUUGCUGGGUGCAUGAGAUCCAUCGGUGGGGAUUGAGCGUCCAUGGACCCGACUGCGAGAGAGACCUUACGGAUACUCACGUUGCGAGGGAGGAUGAGGGCUCUGACUGUGAGGGAUGA
Molecule: messenger RNA, 1602 nt
Organism: Aplosporella prunicola CBS 121167
Lineage: Eukaryota; Fungi; Ascomycota; Dothideomycetes; Botryosphaeriales; Aplosporellaceae
Exons: 1
Coding region: 1-1602 (533 amino acids)
Source: RefSeq, a predicted model, not a curated record